Molecule: messenger RNA, 2342 nt
Organism: Physella acuta
Lineage: Eukaryota; Metazoa; Mollusca; Gastropoda; Physidae
Biological process (GO): protein deubiquitination
Molecular function (GO): cysteine-type deubiquitinase activity
Source: RefSeq, a predicted model, not a curated record
ACUAGAAAUUUCGUGAAAAGUCGGAAGGCAUUUAUAAUGCAGUUCCGUCCACCUAAAUACAGAAUCAUGUAGGCCUAGUUAUUUUCUUAAAAUAAACUGUGUGUCAUUUACGUGUCGCCAGUGAUUUCUUGUUUGUAUUAGAAGUGAAUCAUACACCAUCUCUCAAAACUGUGUCAUAUAAAGUAAAGACGUCAGUUUAAGAUUGGGAAUCUGUACGGUAUGUUAGAUUUUCCGUUUGGGAGAAAUCCACCACCACGUCCUCGGUCUUAUUUUCAUUUUCCAACUUUCAAAGGCUACGCUAAACCUAAACAACAAAGAAGCCCAAGCACAACAGGAGGCAUAAGGAAACAACAAAGGCCUUGGAUACUUUUAGGCCCCGUUAAUAAACAACCACCUCUAUCUUCAUCUUGGCUGAGCAUGAAAUCAUUAUUUAGAAGAGAUAUGCUUCACUUCAACCAGUUUCCCAGUUUGCUUGACCCUGACAUCUUCAUGUAUGAUAGUAUCCGCCCUGCUAGACCUUCAAGAUGGCACCCCAUUGGUCUAAACGACCAUGAUACGUCACCAAAUGUCAGGAUCAUUCCUAUUAAACUAGACUACGAACCUAGCAACACACAACAAGUACCAAACCAGAAUAGGUCACGGAAAGACAAUGUGAAUAUUGAUUCACCUAUUGUUUUGGAUGAUGAGGAGAAUAAUGAGCCAAUUAUAACUAAAGUACUGUCUAGCCAGAGCUCUCCAAGCAGAUCAAAAACAGCAAUCUCCUCUUUACAAAACAAAUCAAGUUUUUCGAACAGUGUUAUUGAUGUGGAAAAUGAUGCAGAGUCAUCGCCUAUGUCGUCACCUAAAAAUGCAAACAGGAUAAUUAGUCAACAGAAGUCUCCGCCCACAUCAGCCAAACAUAAAAACUGUAGUAAUAAUAAUUUUCACGGGGAUGUGUUUAUAGAAGACGAUAUAGAUUUUGUGAGCGAUGACUUAACGAGAGACCCAAGUUUCAAUGGUAUACACAGAUCCCUGGAUAAAGAUGUAGAUCUGCUGUGUGACGUUGAGGAUCCGCAGGUCAGCCCGACACCGAGUUACCCCAUCUACAGUGUGUUAAAGCCUGCACUGGCUAAAGAGAGUCGCCAGAUUGACUAUGUUAGAGGAGAUGGGAACUGUUUCUUUAGGGCCCUCAGCAAACAGCUGUACAAGACUGAUGAGUACCACAAGGCAGUGAGGAAUCUGGUCGUGGAUCUCAUUGCUACCAACAAGUCCAAGUUUGCUCAGUUUGUUGAUGGAGAAGAUGUGCAAGAGCACGUGGACAGAAUGUCAGAGGACCACUGCUGGGCCACAACUUGUGAGAUCUACGCCGCCGCCACCCUCCUCCAGAGGGAGAUCUAUAUGUACACGCCCAACCACCGCAAUGACAAGUACACAUGGCUCUUGUUCCGGCCUGUCUUCCAGCAGAGCUGCCCGUCGUCCAUAACCCAGCCCUGCUGCUACCUGACCCUGUGCAACACCAACGGUAACCAUUACGAUCGUGUUGUCCCGGACCACGGGGGGUGCAACUGUUUCCUGCCCCACCCCGAGCUGGACGGGGUCUCUGCUAGUGUUGAUCUAACAACAUAGAUCCUGUUACUUAAAUGUAUUUUACUCACACACAGAAACAUUUGUAUAUAUCUUGUAAAUUUUAUUUAAAAAAAAAAGUAAAUUUCCCUUUCUGACCAGGUCUCAAAAGGGAAAAUGAACAAAUCAAAUAACUCCUUUAUGUAUGAGGGCAGUGUGUCAGUACAGUUCAUGCGCAUUUACUCCUUUUUUUUUUUUGUUACUACCCUCUAAGUGAGAAACAUUCUGAGCUUGAAAUCAGGAUUUGAACUCUAGGCCUUGGGAAAGUAAUUGAGCACUAUACAACUCAACAACACCCCCCACCUCCUGAAUUGUAUAUAAUCAAAAUUAUUUAUUUGUAGAGGUGAUCGUGCAUUAUGUUGUUGUUUUUUUACAUUUAACAAAGAGAACAUUUUAAUGUACUCAGUGUUAGGCUAGCUAUAAUUUAUUAUUACAACUGUAAAAAUAGCACGCUAUUUAUUUAUUUAUUGUAUGCUAUACUUAAAAUCCCUUAUUUAAAAAAUAAAACGACCUUAGCUGUCAACACAGAUAUUUUUAAAAUUUACCAAACUUUUUACCGCAGCUGAUAUAUUGUAUGUUUAGAUAUGUCUGCACCACAAUGAAACACCCUAGUGUCUUAGUGUUGACAUCCGCCCUCACCAUUGUUUACUUUGGCUACUAUUACACUGUUACAAAUAUUAGUUGUAUUAUAUUUGUAUGGUAUGUAAAAUAUGUAGUGUGCUGAUUAAAAUUGAUUCACA